Pseudophryne corroboree (corroboree frog) is the source of this 8181-nucleotide messenger RNA. RefSeq names its product mesenchyme homeobox 2 (gene MEOX2). Gene Ontology annotation, molecular function: DNA-binding transcription factor activity, RNA polymerase II-specific; RNA polymerase II cis-regulatory region sequence-specific DNA binding. The transcript has 3 exons. The record is from RefSeq and is a predicted model, not a curated record. Gene Ontology annotation, biological process: somite development; positive regulation of transcription by RNA polymerase II. NCBI's taxonomy places the organism in Eukaryota, Metazoa, Chordata, Amphibia, Anura, Myobatrachidae. Bases 275 to 1174 code for a protein of 299 amino acids. Gene Ontology annotation, cellular component: nucleus.
UCCCCCUUAAAGCAGAUCCAUGGGACCACCUUCUGCUGCCUGUAACCUCUCCUACUCUUGACAUCUGAGUAGCUCAGAGAAAACUCAUCCUGGUCAGUGUACGGUGUUUAAUCCAAGGAGACUGGCCACCAGGCUGAAGACCUGGAUUACCUGAUCCGUGCUAAGAGUGUGCCGUCACUGUUUGGGGAAAAUAUCAUUUUACAGUGAAAAGUGACAGCGUUGUGGAGUUUAAUCCUUUCUGACUCUGCUGCCUGCAACUUGAAACUUGCAUGCAAUGGAACACACACUUUUUGGCUGUCUGCGCAGCCCCCAUGCCACCUCGCAGAGCUUGCACCCCUUUACCCAAUCUUCUCUUGCCCUCCAUGGGAGAACUGACCAUAUGACCUAUCCUGACUUGUCCACCUCUUCCUCCUCCUGCAUAAUCGCUGGCUAUCCUAACGAGGAGAGCAUGUUUGGGGGCCAGCAUCACAGAGGGCAUCACCACCACCACCAUCACCACCACCACCACCAGCAACAGCAGCACCAGAGCUUGCAAUCUAAUUGGCACAUUCCUCAGAUGUCCUCACCUCUUGCCUCUACAAGACAUAGCCUUUGCCUUCAGCAGGAUUCUGGGCCCCCAGAACUAGGGAGCAGCCCCCCUAUUUUGUGUUCGAAUGCGUCUAACUUGGGGAGUAACUCUUCUGGGUCAGCUUGUGUGAGUGGGGACUAUGGCAGACAGACCCUCUCCCCCUCCGACACAGAGAAAAGGUCGGGGAAAAGGAAAAGUGACAGCUCAGAUUCCCAGGAGGGCAAUUACAAAUCAGAUGUAAAUAGUAAGCCGCGGAAAGAGAGAACGGCCUUUACAAAGGAACAAAUCAGAGAGCUGGAGGCGGAAUUCGCCCACCAUAACUACCUGACGCGGUUGAGAAGAUACGAAAUAGCAGUAAACCUGGACCUCACUGAAAGACAGGUGAAAGUUUGGUUUCAGAAUCGCAGAAUGAAGUGGAAGCGAGUGAAAGGAGGCCAACAGGGGGCGGCAGCGAGAGAGAAAGAACUGGUUAAUGUGAAAAAAGGGACAUUGCUGCCUUCCGAGCUCUCUGGGAUCGGAGCGGCGAGUCUCCAGCACACGGCUGACUCACUAGCCAAUGACGACAGCCGUGACAGCGAUCAGAGCUCCGAACACGCUCAUUUAUGAUUUCUUCGUGAAAAGUGACUUGGAACCAGUUUUGUUCUCAGGAAAGAAAAAUGACAUGGCAAAGACUGGCUGAAAGAAAGCUUCAAGCACAUAGACUCUAAUAAUAAUGUUUGUCUCUUAAAGAAGAUUUUCAUUAACGACUACACUAAGGUCUUACACAUGAGUUGGUAACAGGACGAAGGACAGGGCUGGGACGAGGGCAGGCAAAACAGGCAGAUGUCUAGGGCACAGCAAACUUUAGGGGCACAAGUCCACGCAUUCUUUCUUUGAAUCCUCUUAAGUGUUUGAGCUUUAGCCAAAAUCCUUUUUUUAUCUUGGAUUCAUUUAUCUUGGGUCAUGAAACCUUUAGAGAAGGAAAAAAUGUGGGAAGUGCAACAACACUGCAGUGCCAGACCUCCCCACCCCCAUCACAAAAUGGGGGUGGGGAGGGUUGUCACUGAGCGACGUCUGGGCUUCGGAUGCCUAAUUCCCUUGUCCGGGCAAUGAUGAUGAAUAAAAUUGGUUUGGAACAUUCCAAUACUUUAGAAUAUGAAGGUGGUGACGUUGAGCAGGUAAUCUUGCUUUACUGUAGCUUGCACUUAUGUUUACAGAAAUAUUUCCAUAGUAUUGAAAGGAGCUUUCUCAAGGUUAGAAUUGUAAAGCUGAUACAUUUAUUUCUCAUAGCCCGCUGGUGUUUACCUCCUAACACGGUGCAACCGUCAAAGAAAUGUUAUGAAGGAUAAAAAAGAUUUUAAAAUUGCUAUUCAUAUCAUUCAUAUAUAGGGGGAGACCAAUCAGACCGUUUAGAGAGGAGAAGCGGGGGCGUUGCCCAGAGGAAACCAAUCAGAGGCUAGCUAUCAUUUUAUACAAUUUACUACAUUAAUGAUAGCAAAUCUCAUUAGUUGCUAUGGGCAACGCAUCUUUUUGUCCUCUUUAGAAGGUUUGAUAAAUGUCCCUCGUACAGUAGUGUUUUGUGCCUUUUAUUACCAUGUUGCUAUCUCUGAAGUGCAGCGGUAUAACUGCUUCAUGGGCAGCAAUAGCAACACUGCCCCCAAUACAAAUGUGUCCUCGUACAAUAUUGCCACAGUCGUGAUAAACGACUUGCGUCUUUUUUGCUUGAAUAAGCGUCUGAGCUGCACAAAUUAUACAAUCGGAUGCGCCAAAAGCACUUAACGAGACCACACUGAUUCAUGUGACAGUUGUACAUCUGUGAGCAGGGCCGUAGAGAGAUAGCCCAGGCCCCGGUAAUGUUCGGGGCGUCACAAUCACAAUUCCAUGGGGAAAACAACUAUUUGUGACUGCGAAGUGGCGGGUGCCAUGAGCCGCUCAGCUAUGGGCAGAACCAGGGGGAAGGGGCACGAUCAGUGCUAUUGCUAAUCAUCCCUGCAGGCAAAGGAGACUGCUGCACACAUUGGCAGCGACCUCCCUAGAACCAUUGCAGCCCAGGACACAGCAGCGUGUGCUGGGAUAGAGAGAGAGGCUGCAGAUGUUGGCUUGGAUUCAGUAUGAUAUCCCAAUGGACAGAAAGCUGGAGGUGAGAAUACUGACAGCGGCAUCCUGACCAUCAGAAUCCCGACAACCCCCCAGAAAGUACCCUAAGUCUCACUUGUACCCUUCCCUAGCCCUAACCCUCCCUUGUGGGUGUAUAAGUGGUGCCUAACCCUAUCCCUCCCUUCCGCGCUGCCUAAAUCUAACCCUAACCUCCCCUUGAGAGUACAUAACCUCCCCUCCCCGGUACCAAACCUUAACCUUCCGGUCCCUGCACCCUAACCCCCCCUUCUAAUGCCUAAACCUAACCUCCCACCCCCGUGACAGGACGCGAGGAAGUCCCAAUGUAACAACGUUCGGGAUUCCGGGCAUCAGUAUUUUGGCACUGGGAUCCUGAUUACCGUUGGGAUUUGGACGCCGGUCUUAAGCUGUCGGUCGGGAUUCCAGCGUCGGUGUUUCGACCCUGUCUGGUGCCAUUUUAACUGCAUCCCAUUAAGGGGAAGUGUGAUGAGAGGGGAGCAUGCCAGGCCCCUCCAACAAGCCCAGGUAAUUAGUACCACCCCCCCUCUCAGUGCCGUUGUCUGUGAGCAGAUGAGUGAAUCUGUAUACAAAGUGCUAUGAUGGAGGGAUCCGGUCUCUAGGUCGACAGUAACUAGGUCGACGCUAUCUAGGUCGACCACUAUUGGUCAACAGGGUCUCUAGGGUCGACAGGGUCUCUAGGUCGACAUGUUCUAGGUUGACAGGUCAAAAAGUCGACAUGAGUUUUUAACGAUUUUUUUUCUUUUUUUGAACCUUUUCAUACUUAACGAUCCACGUGGACUACGAUUGGAACAGUAAUCUGUGAGCGAAACGAGCCAUGCGAGAGGACACGGUGCACUAAUUGGGGUUCCCGGUCACUCUACGAAGAAAACAACACCAGAAAAACAUUAAAAACUCAUGUCAACCUUUUGACCUGUCGACCUAGACCAUGUCGACCUAAAGACCCUGUCGACCUAGAGACCCUGUCAACCUAGUUACUGUCGACCAAUAGUGGUCGACCUAGACACUGUCGACCUAGUUACUAUCUACCUUCCAUACCACACCCGUGAUAGAGCGUUCAUGGCUUUUUUUCACGCCAAGUUCCAUUGUGCUUUAUCUGCAACUUUUUACGUAUUUAAAACUAAUCCCUCUGUGUUUAAAGUCACAACCCGGUGUCUCGAGUACAGAUUAAGUGGGGUUUUGCUGCAUUUGCGAUGCGAAUAAGACACAAAUUUAAAGGCAAAGAUGCUUUGCUACACUGCGCGGCGCGGUGUCUUACAUUGCAUGGCGUAUUGCACUGUAUGAGGACACAUCUGUAGGUAAGAAGAUAAUCUUCAAUUAGGAUGAACAAAACAACACAGGCAUUGCGGUUCAAUUAUCUCGACUUGCAUUAUUGCUUAAGAACCUACCUUGAUCAUUGUUUACACUCUCAUACGCUUUAGUUUAGAAACAGUUGUGUUAUUUUCUGUUUCACCAGUAACGUUUUUUUUUUCUAAAGUCAUGGAGAAAAAAUUGACACUUUUUUAUCCACAAUUUUGGCAGAAUUUUAAAGAAAAAUUCAUGCAUUGAUCUCCGUGUCUAUAAAUUUACCCCAUUAGUCUUUUGAAUACAGUGCAACAAAAAUCAGUUAGAAAAAAAAACAAAAAAACAAAAAUAAUAAUAAAAAACGACUUAAGCUCUGUAAAUAUACAUCCUGCAAUUUUCCUGAUUACAUUACAACAAUACCGCAAUCCGCAAUAUACUCCUAUAUAGAGAUACUCCACUUUCCUUACUUCACUUAUGCUUUUUCGUUUGAAAAAGAUGACAAACUUACAGUUUGUUUUUUUCAUCCUGACGCACUUUCGCAUCCAACCAGGUGGCUAAAGAUUACAGGUGUUAAGAGCCCCAUAUACUAGAAUGAUAAUGCCCGAUUUCAUCCAAUUUCGGGCAUUCGGGACAAUAUAUCUGGUGAAAUCGGGCAUUUUGGAGGUGUAUCCGAUCCGAUCUGAUGCGCGUUGCCGUGAGUGUCGGAUCGGCUCCCCUAGAUCGUUAGUGCUGCACUCGUGAUAUGUCGGUUCCCGCAGGCAUGGCUGGGAUCGCAUAAGAUAUAUUGCAUGCAAAAUUUACCAAAUCGUAUGUAAUCGUAUGGAACCACUCCAGGAAGAGUUCAAGGGAAAUCGCCUCCGACUUCAGCCUCAGACAUAUCGUUGUGGUGUAUGGGGCCCUUUAGAAUAGUUCAGAUUGAAGUUGAAACCGGUCUUGUUUGACAGUCUCAGACUUGUUCUCAGUUCGUGUGUGAUCCGGCUCAUCUGUGGUCUAGCUAAAUUCUUGAAAUUAAUAUAAAAUGGAAAGUGAGAACUUGGGUACAUUCACCACGUAUGCUAGAUGUAGGUUGAGCACAUAAGUAUUUGCCAAAUGUCUUCCAAACAGCAUGAUGGCCAUCAAAAUGUGGCCAACGUUACUAAGGCUCAUACACACUAGCCGAUUUUGAGCUCAAAGUAGCUCACUUUUGGCGUUUUGAGCUACUUUGAGCUCAAACUCGGCCAGUGUGUAUGGCCGGGCAAUGAGCGGUGAGCGCUAAUGCAUGCUCCCACAUCAUCGCCAGCUGUCACCAGCCGUCACCAUCCGUCGGGCUGCUUGAACAGCCGAGUGAACCACUUUCCACAGACUCCUACUGUGAAAAGUGUUUCACCUCCCCCGUGAACGGUAUCCGGUCUCCAGGUCGUCAAGACUUAGGUUGACAGUGUCUAGGUCGACCACUAUUGGUCAACAGGGUUUCUAGGUCGACAGGGUCUCUAGGUCAACAUGUUCUAGGUCGACAGGUCAAAAGGUUGACAUGAGUUUUUCAGUUUUUUCUUUUUUUGAACUUUCUCAUACUUUACGAUCCACGUGGACUAUGAUUGAGAAUGGUAACCUUGUCCAAAGCGCGAGCCAUGCAAGGGGACACGGUGCUCUAAUUGGGGUUCCUGGUCACUGCACGACGAAAACAACACCAAAAAACAUUAAAGAAACUCAUGUUGACCUUUUGACCUGUCGACAUAGACAAUGUCGACCUAGAAUCCCUGUCGACCUAGUUCAUGUCGACCUAGACACUGUUGACCUAAGUGUGGUCGACCUUCAAUACCACACCAGCCGUGAACAUCGCUGGGACAGGUAAAAAUUGCUCAGUGUGUAUACACCUUAAGUGGGAGAUUUAUCAAAGCUUAGGAUAGAUAAACUGAAGAGAGAUAAAGUACCGAGCAAUCAGCUCCUGACAUUUUUCAAACACAGAAUGUGAGAUGACAGAAGCUGAUUGGUUGGUAGUUUAUCUCUCUCCACUUUAUCUCUUGCAGGCUGUAAUAAAUCUUUCCCUAAGAAUUUCCUAGAUUUUUCAGACUUUUGAGUAGAUUUGAUGAACGAGUUUGAGAACUGUUUUCAAAAUGAUUCAAGCGUCUCUAAUAAGAUCAAUUGCAAGAUUGACUGCAAAUAUUUGUCAACAUUUUGAUAAUGAUAACAAUGAUAUUGUAUUUUAUACCUAAAGGUUUCGGACAAUAUCCCAAUGGGACUCAAGCCUCUACAGGUGGCCAAACAGUAUUAUUUAUAUGAAGGCAGUAGUUGGAACUCACAGACUAUGGGGUCUAUUUAAGCGUUUGAGAAAAGCCCUUUCUCAAGCGGAAAAAUGCUUGUCCCAGCUUCUCUCAAUUUAACAAAAGGUGAUAGCGUAUUUUGCGUCACCUGGAAAUCUAUGGGGACAGUUGCCUGAGUCUAUUUAACAAGUGUCGACAAGCACAGCUUUAGCCAUGCCUUGCCAUGCAGUACCGGCAAAGUCGGAGAGUCUUCGGUGUAUCGCCUCCAUGACGCAUCUCGAGGCACGUGUGUGGCUGCUGGCCUCGCAGGAACAUAUUACUGGAACUCUUCUCUGGAAGUGUUAGGCUGACGGUGAGAGGGAGAAAUCGUCCAGUUAGGAGCAGGGUUUUUACUGGAAUUGUUGAGGCUCAUUCUUAAAUAGAACCCUAAGAAGGAGAUUUAUUAAAGCUCGGAGAGAUAAAGUACCAACCAAAUAGCUCCUAAUUGUCAAACGCAGCCUGUAAAAUGACAGUACUUUAUCUCUCUCCACCUUUUUCUCACUCCAAGCUCUGAUAAAUCUCUCCCUUAGCUCUGUUGAAUUGUGCUAGUUGGAUUAAUUACUCCACAAAGUUGCAGCCUUCACAUAUUAAGGCCCAGAUUUAUCAAGCCUUGGAGAGUGAUAAAUUGCACGGCACCAGCCAAUUUGCUACUAACUGCCAUGUUACAGGCUGUAUUUGAAUAUUGGCAGUUAGGAGCUGGUUGGUUGGUACUGUAUCACCGUGAUAUUUAGCACUCUCUUAGGCUUGAUAAAUCUUGGCCUUAAGUAUUUUCCGAUUGAAAAUAGCGACAAACUGGGUAGAAGAACUGUACUGAACUCUGCAUACUUACGAAACGGUAUUCACUGUUUCUGUCGUUUGGGUGCACAUGACAAUAGUGUGUGAAAGCGGGCUCCAUGAUGGUUUUGAGUCGGGGACCCCAUGUAGAAACCGUAGACUACUCUUGGUUUCCAGGCAAUGAAAUAUUUGGUUUACAUGAAGGAAAUGACAGUGGAAUCUUCUGCGUAUGGACUAUCCAAGAUUGUACCUUGGCUAUGUGUAUAUGUUAUAUAUAUGUAUGCAUUAGAACUCAUUCUCACUUACCAUGAACAAGGACAAGAUACAACAUAGCAAAACAUUGUUUGUACUGUGUAAAAAUGUUUAAGAAAUUGUUCAAUAAUAAAAAAAAACAUAAAUUUUCAAUUACACUAAAUUGUUGUCCAUGUUUUUGUCAUUGCCAAGAUGACACUUGUUAUCCUAGAAUACCGUAGUUCAAUUUUAAUGAGCCAUCUUCAUUUAAAUGACACCAAGGAAGGACAUCUCAGCUUGCCGGAGAAGCUAAUCUGGGAAAACUGCAGCUCUAUUAAUAUAUGUAAAGGGAAUAAGGUUCAUUGGCACUGGGAGGUCUCUGGUACAAUCAAGACUGUGCUCACAGAUUCUGCUCCUCACUGUCACCUUGAACAAUGACAGAGAGGCGCUGAUUGGCCAUUGAAGACCCCAGUGGUUCCAGUAGUAUGUAGCUGCCGUUGACAUACUCGACACAAGGUAAUUGUGAGUGUGGCGGGAGCCUCACAGCGCUAAUAUUUGUGGACGUCAUGGCUCAAGCGCUCAUGUUGGUCUAGUACAGUGGUUCUCAAACUUGGUCCUCAGUCAAGAGUGCCCAUCCAGAUCAGCAAAAGUAUGUUAUCUCCCGGGAUUCACAGCAAUGAUCCAGUUGGGGGGUUAACUCUCCUUAUUCACCUCCCUUAGUGAUAGUAGGUCCAUGAUGUUUAAGUACUUUCCUGUGGUUGUGUGUUGCCACAAGCCACAGGAAACACACAAGCCGCAGGAAAGUAUUUAAACAUCUGCGAUUGGAUGGACCUACUGGAAUAAGGAGAGGUACUCUUGACACCCCACAUUGUUUGGUACGUGGGUCUUCCAGCUAAUGGUGGAUUUUUCUUAUGGAAAUUUUGAAAGUAUGAA